CAACACUUCCCACUUCCGGAAAUCUCGGGGGGCAAAAAGAAGAGAGGAGAGAAAAACUUCCCAGUUCGUCAGACGACAAAAACAACGAGUUGCUGAGGAGUUUUCUGGUGGUUUGGAGUCGUUUUUACCUCGAUGGAGGCCGAGGGAUCGCUGUGCCGGGCUCUGUACGACUUCGUGCCGGAGCCAGGCGAGCAGGGGCUGGCUUUCGAGGCCGGGGCCUGGGUCCGCGUGCUACAGACGGCGGAGGACGGGUGGUGGGAGGGCGAGAGGGACGGCGGCGUCCGCGGAUGGUUCCCCGCUACCUACGUUGAACUUGUGGACGAGAGCCAGACUGAGAUCCAGUAUGAUGACUCUCAGCCAAUCAGAAGCCCGUCGCCCGGGCAACCACAGGAGCCCCUCCCUCCCGGCUGGCAGGUGUUCAUGUCCCCUGAUGGAAGACCGUACUAUGUCAACAGACAAACCAGUGAAACGUCAUGGGACGCCCCUGUCAUGCCAGGGUCCCCACUCCCAGUUACACCAACAACGCCGACCAAGAAACAAGGGUAUGACGUGAUUGAAACUGAUGGAGGGCAGAAGACACCAGAGAAAAGUCCUGACCAUGAAGACAAGAUUCUUCAGUCGCCCAAGAAAGUGCUGAAUAAUUCCACGCCAUCCUCUGCCAAACUAUCGAAGGACGCUCCGAAGACAGACAGUACACCAAACAUCAAGUCUCCAGAAACAAAAUCUACUGAUCAGAACAAUGUGGUAAACCAUCUAACAUUCCCGCCUAGUUCCAGUGCUUCGGAUCAGAAACUCCUAAAGCCUGGAGAGUACAGCUACUGCGACUACUUCUGGGCUGACAAGGGGAACCUUCCUGGCUUCCAUGUCCUUCUAGAAAAACAGCUUCAAGGCAAACAGAUGACCAAAGAAAUGGCAGAGUACUUCACUGAAAGGGCAGCCGCAGAAGAAGCAUAUGCCAGAACUCUGACAAGAUUGUCUCAAAACUUGUUGGCUUCUCAAGAAGAAGGAACUCUGGGAGAUACGUGGAGUGAAGUGAAGAAGAGUAUUGCACAAGAAGCAGAGGUUCACCACAGAUUCUCAGUAAAGGUUCAAGAUGAAAUAGUAAAACCUCUUGCAACAUUCAGGGAAACCUUCAAGAAAGACAUGAAAAAGACUGUCAGAAACGCCCAGACAUUUGAGAAGAAAUUGCGUACAACAGAACAACACGUUGCCGACCACAGAAAGCAGAUCCAGCAAAAGUACCAAGGAAUCAACAAGGCUAAGGCAGCCCUGGCUGAAAGACAAAAGGAACUAGACCAGAAACUACAAAAGCACAAGACUGAGGACGAACUGAAGAAAGCCAGAAGAAAGUCCACGGCAGCAGGAGACAACCUUCUUAAGUCAGUGGAGCAGUACAACAUCUCUCAGUCCAAGUGGUUCGAAGAAAUGGUUUCCUCUACCUUGGAGCUGGAGAGACUUGAGGGUGAGCGAGUGCAGAUGGUGAAGGAACAGCUGAACAAAUAUAUCUCCCUGAGGAAGGAUGUAGACAAGGAAAGGGGCAAGGUUUUGUGUUCCAUUGAGGACAAGAUCGCCGAUAUCAGUCCUGACAAAGAUCGCGAACGGUUCGUGAAGGCGCACGGAACCGGUCAAGUCCGAACUGUGGACUACAAGCUAGCCUAGGUCAAGUUCAAGUCUCUGAGUGUUACAUCUUCUUACACAGGGCUCGAAAUACUUUUUCUGCAUACCUGCACUGGUGCAGGUAACAAUGAAAAUUACCUGCACACACCAGACAAAUUUUACCUG
Branchiostoma belcheri (Belcher's lancelet) is the source of this 1782-nucleotide messenger RNA. RefSeq names its product growth arrest-specific protein 7-like. Gene Ontology annotation, cellular component: plasma membrane; actin filament; cytoplasm. The record is from RefSeq and is a predicted model, not a curated record. Gene Ontology annotation, biological process: actin filament polymerization; neuron projection morphogenesis. The coding region runs from base 133 to 1659 and encodes 508 amino acids. Gene Ontology annotation, molecular function: actin filament binding. Lineage: Eukaryota; Metazoa; Chordata; Leptocardii; Amphioxiformes; Branchiostomatidae. The transcript is spliced from 17 exons.